AUGAAUGAUAAGGUGUCAACAACUGGAAUUUGGGGAAUUAGACGUUCAGGAAAAACAGCCUCAGUAGCCCAUAUUUGUCACAAGCUUUUAGAAGGAGCCAAUUGUGACAUUGAAGUUAUUUGGGUGACUGUAUCACAAAAUAUCAACAUCAACAGGUUGCAAAACAACAUAGCUGAAUCACUUAAGUUGGAUAUAUCUAAUGAGCCUCGUGAAAGAAUUGCCAGCAAAUUAUUUCAAGCGUUCAAAGAGAUGAAGAAGUGUGUUAUUGUUUUACAUAAUGCUUGGGAUCAUUUCUCUCUAACGGACAUCAGAUUUUCUAUGUUAGAUAAUCGAAUUACAUUGAUUUUGACCACUCGCUUUAGGGAAGUGUGUCAGAACAUGUACUGUGAGAAGGUAAUGAACAUAGAACAGCUAGAUGGAGAAAAUAGUUGGGCUUUAUUUGAUAAGUUUGUGGCCGAUGGCUUCGCCGCCUCUCUGAACAUGCCCUGUGAGAAGGUAAUGAACGUAGAACCGCUAGAUGGAGAAAAUAGUUGGGCUUUGUUUGAUAAGUUUGUAGCCGAUGGCUUCCCCGCCUCAUGA
Molecule: messenger RNA, 579 nt
Organism: Neltuma alba
Lineage: Eukaryota; Viridiplantae; Streptophyta; Magnoliopsida; Fabales; Fabaceae
Product: probable disease resistance protein At1g52660
Exons: 1
Coding region: 1-579 (192 amino acids)
Molecular function (GO): ADP binding
Source: RefSeq, a predicted model, not a curated record